Molecule: messenger RNA, 1175 nt
Organism: Staurois parvus
Lineage: Eukaryota; Metazoa; Chordata; Amphibia; Anura; Ranidae
Source: the annotation of a GenBank genome assembly
AGUGAAGGAAGUUUUAACCGACAACAAUUUAGGUCAACGACUGUUUGGGGAAACUAUUCUUGGGCUCACUCAAGGCUCGGUCUCUGAUUUGCUGGCUAGACCAAAGCCAUGGCAUAAACUUAGCUUGAAAGGAAGAGAACCAUUUGUACGCAUGCAGCUUUGGCUCAAUGACCCAAACAAUGUAGAUAAGCUUAUGGAUAUGAAGCGGAUGGAAAAGAAAGCAUAUAUGAAAAGACGACACAGCUCAGUGAGUGACAGUCAGCCAUGUGACCCUCCAUCUGCAGGCUUGGAUUACAGUCAGGGUUCCAGUCCCCAGCCGCAACAUCAGCUGAAGAAGCCACGAGUAGUGCUGGCUCCGGAGGAGAAAAGAAGCCCUGAAAAGGGCAUACCAGCAAAAGCCAUACCCUUCUCCAAAAACUAUAGAGGAGCUUGCCACACAGCUAAACCUGAAAACCAGCACUGUUAUUAACUGGUUCCAUAAUUACAGGUCUCGUAUACGCAGAGAACUGUUCAUUGAAGAAAUUCAAGCAGGUAGCCAUGGACAAAUUGGUUCCAGUGAUUCCCCAUCAGCUACAAGCAGUAGAGCAGCUCAAAGUUCAGAGGGAGAUAGCUGUGAUGGAGUAGAUAUGGAAAGCACAAGUGAUGGGAAACAUGGUAUAUUAGAAGGAGAUGAAUUCAACAGCGACAACUCAAAGUCUCAGGGAGGACAGACUGAUUCAGCUUUUGAAGAGGGUGAAGACGCUAGAUCUACUGAGAAACCAGAAUCCACCCGGUCAGACGGAGACAGCUUGGUUGAUAGGGAGGAAGAAGGCCGGAGAAAGCUGCAAAGUCGGACUUCCCUUCCUGGAACUCGGUGUUCUGGGGAAACUUUAGACAUAACACCGAAAUCUGCUACUGAAAAGCAUGCCUCUACCUCAGCUGCCUCAAGCUUGGUUCCCACAAAGGAAGGUUUCCAAAAACCUAAAGAGGAUUCUGAGAAACUAUCCAGCGUGCCAAGUACAAGCUCACAGAAAGGAAACUCUAUCCAGAGCUUGUUCAGCUUUUCUGAGACAUCAAGUUCCAAAAACACACGGGACAACACCUUGAGGAAAAAGAAAGCCGCAAACUUGAACAGCAUAAUUCAUCGUUUAGAGAAGGCCGCUAGCCGGGAAGAGCCCAUAGAAUGGGAGUUUUGA